Molecule: messenger RNA, 5136 nt
Organism: Photinus pyralis (common eastern firefly)
Lineage: Eukaryota; Metazoa; Arthropoda; Insecta; Coleoptera; Lampyridae
Exons: 19
Coding region: 177-4631 (1484 amino acids)
Molecular function (GO): nucleic acid binding
Source: RefSeq, a predicted model, not a curated record
GCUGCAGUGUUCACUUUUCGGAGCCAUCCGAAAAAAUAUUCUUCGUUCCUGCAUUUUAUGUGCAUGUUAACCUGUACGCUUAUGCUUUUGUGUUUCUUUCGUCGUUGCUUGUUACCGUUUCAAGUAAUCAAUCAAAGUCUUGCUUUUUAAGAUUUUGACUUCUACCGACUUGAAAAAUGGCAACAAAAUCAUCCCCAUCUAUUCGUUUUACUAAUAUUCCAUCGCAUUAUGACAGGACUAAAUUGUACAAUAUUUUUUCUAAAUAUGGAAAAGUUAAAAAACUAUUUAUACAACCUGAGUAUGAGUAUGGCAAUGUAUAUUUGGAAACUGCUGAGAUUUGUGAGAAAACUUACAAGGACCUGAAAUCAAAUUGCGAAUUAAAUCUCACGUUAUUGCAACCACGUACAAAUUCUGAACAUAGUAAUGACAAUAGUAGUAACCACAACUCUAGUUCAUCUAGGGAGAAUGGACAUAAUGAUGUUGAUACAAGUGUUGUUAAAAAUUUUGUUGACGUGUUCGGAAGGCUGGUGACCACUUUACAAGAUGAUGAUGGAAAUUUAUAUGUAUCUUUAAAUGAACUAAAACGAUCCGGCUUUGAGUUAUUUGAAGUAGGAACAUUGCCAUCAAGAGAGGGAUCACAUAUUCAUAAUCAACAAAAGCUAGAGCAAUUUAAAAUAUAUAUGAAAUCUAAAGCUGCCGAAUUUAUGUCUCAGGUUCGUUACAGUAUUUCUACAGAAACUUUAGACGAAAUCAUAGAAAGUGAAAAGAAAAGUUUCUUUAGUGAUCGUGGUGGCACUAAUUCAACCACAAGACGGUCAUUCGAUAAUGCUGAACGUGAUAGAAGCAGAUCAAGACCACGGUUACAAUCAGGAAGAUCCAGUCAUAAUGAAACAGGAAAAUCGUAUUACAAUGAACAAAGAAAUACUGACAGUUUUCACUCAAGUAGGAAUGGUACUACGAAUUCUGACGGCAAUGAAAGAUACAGAAAUCAAAAUCGACGGUCAUUUUCGGAUAUAAAUCGGUCUGAUAACAAUUUAAAAGGAUUUGGAAUAAAACGAGAACAGCAUUACGACAAUGAAUCAAAUGUGAGCAGGAUAUCUGUGGAGAGUGAAAGAGUGAAUAAUAUCAAACCGUUGACGCAAAUGCCUAUAAGCUUAAAUAAGCCUCAGGAGGUUUCAGUUGUUUAUGUAGAGUCAAAUGAGAUUGUGUGGGUACAUCUAAGCAAAAAUAAGAGCAUUAUACAAACUAUAGUAAAAGAGACAAGGGAAGAAUGUGAAAACGCUUAUCCCAUUGAACCGUCACUAAAUAAUGUGUGUGGUGCUUUAUUAGGAGAUGUUUGGUCUAGGGCAGUUGUGUUAAACUGUUAUCCAACUAAAGUCCAAUAUAUCGAUGUGGGAAGGACAAGCGAAUAUUUAAAAGAAGUUUAUCCUAUCAGUAAUAAGUUGAGUUCCAUUCCAGCCCAAGCAAUUCGUGUUAAAAUUCAAUAUGAAGUGAAACUGACUAUUAAUAUGAACGUAAUCAUACUGGCUACAAAGCAGGAGGAUGAUGGAACAUACGUAGUUAAAGAUGUACAGCCAGAUACCCCCAAAUUAAGUACAAGCACACCUAUAAAGACUGAAAAUGUGAAUCCUCCCGCAGAAUUACGCAAACCUCACAUUGCAAGUCCCAUCCAACAGGUGGUUGACACGCCCGAAAAAAAGAUUAAAAGAAGUCUCGUCAUUGAAACAGUAUGCGAUGCGGGCGUAUUUCAAUUUUGUGAAACAACAAGCGAUCACACCUUCACAGGCUUUGCACUGCCCGAUGGAUUCGACAAAGAAUUUGAAACGCUAAGUGAAAUCGGUUUGAAUUCUGCAAAGAACCCAAAAUAUUUGCCUAAAAUUGGUGAUAUUGUUGGCGUUGAUCAUGACGGUGAUGUGGCACGUGGUUUAAUUUUAAGUAGGACACGAGAUCAGUACAGAUGUGCGCUAAUUGACUAUGGUAUUACCAGUGAAAAGUCUCAGGUUAGACAACUUCAGGAAAAAUACACAUUAUUACCUGAAUUUUCGUUUGAAUGCGAAGCGGAAAUGAACACCAUUAAAAAGUUACAACUAUACACAGGUGCCAUUAAACUAAGUAUAAAGUCUCCUUGCAAGAUUAGUUUGUGUUUGGAAUCUGGUGAAACGUAUGAAUUUAUCGGAAAACCUAUUCAUUCUCAACUAAAAGUGAAAGAAUCAAACAUAGCAGAUCCAAAAACAAUUCCGUCACCUAAAACAGAAGAGGCUCCCACUGAAGCGGCCUCAAGUGCCACUUCACAAGAAAAACCUGUGCACAAAGCGGAUGAGAUCAUCUUUACGCCACGAAAGUUGGUGAUAGAAGACUUGUGCGAUAGGGGUACAUUUGAUUUCAUUGAAAAGACUGGCGAUAACACUUUUACCUGUUUUGUUUGUCCCGAGAAGUACUUAAUGGAUUUAAAUUUACUGGACAUGAUCUACAAAGACACAAAGGUGGACAAAUCGUUCAAGCCAUGUGUUGGCGAUUUGGUUGCUGCCAAUGCUGCUGAUGAAGGGCUUGUUCGUGGUAUUGUGUUAAAUACAUUAAGUGACCAGUACGAGUGUGCCCUAAUUGACUAUGGUACAAUACAGAAAGUAGUUGAUGUGCGAGCUCUUCCAGAAAAAUAUAUGAAUAUUCCUGAAUUUGUUUGUGAAUGUAAAGUAGAUCCGGAAAUUAUCAAAGAUUUAGAAAAUGUGAAAAAUAGCUGCAUACAAAUAAAAUCGCCAUGCACGCUUACUAUAAAACCUAAUUCUGGAAAGGAAUUUGUUGCGAAAGGUUUCCAUUGGAACCCUCUUAAACAAAAACCAUCAGAAACAAAGCGUGAAUCGUUAGUACGACGGAUGUCAAUCGAUGAAACUACCUCCAAUGGCGUCUUCCAAUUUGCUGAAAGAAUUGAUGUAAACACAUUCCUUGGAUGUGUUAUUCCCAGUCACUUGCAAAAACUCAUAGAAGACCUUCAGGAAAUCGAUAAAGAUAGUCAAAAAAAUCCUCCAUUUAAUCCAAACAUAGGUGAUAUCGUAGCAGCCCCAAGUAUUUAUGGAUUUGCUCGCGCGCAAGUUAUCGAUUAUCUCAAUAAUCAAUUUACAUGUGCCUUUAUUGAUUACGGUUAUGUUAAACAAGUAGAGCAGGUACGAUGUCUCUCUGACAAAUAUACAAUGAUUCCCGAAUUUGCGUUUCAAUGUACUGCCGAUCCUAAAAUUAUUGAAGAUUUGCAAAACUUUUCAUGUCAGGCAUUGCAAAUUAAAGCGCCUGGCAUUUUAUCAGUUAAAUUGGAAAAUGGAGAACAACACGUUCUGGAAGGCUAUCGCUGGAAACCUACUAAAGCUCAUAUGAACACUUUUAAAACUAUUAAUAAAUGUGAAACAUACAAACGUCCGGGAAACGUGUCACUUAACGAUGGUGAUAAAGUUUUACUUGUAAGGACACUAGAUAAUGGUCUCCUUGUCCGUAAUCGAGAGUGCCAUAUAACAUUUACCGCUGUUACCCAAGAGCUGGCCAACUAUCAAGGAAAAUCUUACGAACAACCUCAAGUAGGUUGCCUAGCCGUUUGUAACUUCCAUGAUAACCAGUUAUACAGAGUAGUGAUUAAUAAAAUAGAUGGCGCAACUGCGACUCUCGAUUACAUCGACUAUGGUAAUGUUGACACAUCUCCCGUAAGUGAUUUAAAAACAAUUAACGAAAAACUGGCCACAAUGAAUAACACACUUGCAAAUAUACAUUUAAAAGGCUUUGUUAAGCAGAAGUUUAACACGGAAAUGCUAACCUUCCUGGCCAAUUGUAGUGACCGAAGAGAAAAGUUUAAUGCUUGUAAAAUUCCCGGAGAAGAAUUUUAUGAUUUGAUAGGAGCAGACGGUGUCAGUUUAACAGAAAAGUUAAACAAAUUACAGAAAAAUCAAAUGGAAGACAGAUCUACGACGCCCAAAUCACAAACUCAAAAAAAAACGGUAACUCCAAAAUCGCAAGAAAAAAGUAAAUCUGUGUCAUUCAAUUUGGAAGAAUCUACAACGCCCACAUCACAGAGAGUGAAAGAUUCUGUAUGUCGAUUAGAAGAUGUUGUUAAGUUCGAUGUCAAGCCUGGUGACCUUAAACUGUUGUGCACGUAUGUGGGUCAUUUAAACGAGGGACUUGUUUCGUUCUGUAAAGCAGAUGAAGAGACUAAUAUGCUUUUGGAUUUUGUUACCGAAACUGUAACAAAAUGCAUGGAAACGGAUACUUGUGUUUCAUAUAGUCCAUCUCUUGGUGAAGUAUGCUUGGCUAAAUUUGAAGGUGAUUGGUUUCGAGCAGCUGUUGUGAAAAUUGUUGACAACAAAUUCAGAGUUUAUUUUGUUGAUUAUGGAAAUCAUCACGUUGCCUGCAUCUCUGAUCUUCGAAAACUUCCUCCAGAAUUGUCUAAAGCAAAAGCACUUGCAAUGAUGUGCAAACUUGAUGGUAUAAUGAAAGAUAAUGCACAAACAGUAAAUGAUCGGUUAUUAAGCCGCCUCAAGGAUGACAUUGUCGAAUCUGAGAUAUAUCAUGCUACUAUUUCGUCAGUAUCUGAUAAUUUGUACUACCUUAUCAUUCCUUCACUAAUGAAACAAUGGAAGGCUGAUGGACUUGUAUAACUUGUUUUCUGUAUCGUUUUAUUAUUUGUAUCUCUGAGGAGGUUCACUUUAUUUUAAUUAAGUACAUACCAAAAGUUAAGUUCAUGUUUUAGAAUUAACCUAUUGUGUUAUUGUAUUAUUUUUGUUACUACUUUCCCCAUUGUCCAUUUUGUAAAUUUUACCAUACAAUAUGACUUCAAAAUUUACUAUGAGAAUUUAUGUUGAGAAUUGGAAAAUAAAGUUUCAACAUUAUUGCAAAACAUAAAAUUGUUGGUAUUACUGCUAGUACUGUAUUGCUAAAUAAUUACUUUUGCAGAGAUUGUAAAAAAGGUACUGUAAAAUAUUUAUGUAUCUAUAGUUUAUAUCCCCUGAAUUAUAUUUGCAAUGUCUUAAUGAAGUACCGAUGAACCGAUCGCGACGAAAUUUUGCAGGUGAAUUCUUUAUCAAAUUUGUAGAUCGGAGUUCAUGAAUUGGCAAUGUAAGCCAAAAACUAAGGAAGUCUAGCCAUAUAAUAUGCAAUGACAAA